Aspergillus nidulans FGSC A4 is the source of this 1407-nucleotide messenger RNA. Its product is annotated as cysteine protease ATG4. Gene Ontology annotation, molecular function: cysteine-type peptidase activity; cysteine-type endopeptidase activity; protein-phosphatidylethanolamide deconjugating activity. Gene Ontology annotation, biological process: nucleophagy; protein targeting to membrane; autophagy. The record is from RefSeq and is a predicted model, not a curated record. Lineage: Eukaryota; Fungi; Ascomycota; Eurotiomycetes; Eurotiales; Aspergillaceae. Bases 119 to 1327 code for a protein of 402 amino acids. The transcript has 5 exons. Gene Ontology annotation, cellular component: phagophore assembly site; mitochondrion; cytosol.
UGCGAAUGAACGAAGGCGUGUCAUCUUCAAAUAGUCAAACCCAGGGUAGCUCAAAACUGGCUAGGUCAACCAACCAACGCCCGCACUUAAACCACAAACAAACGGUAACGCGAAAAAAAUGAACGCAACGGAUAUAGAACGAUGCAGGAAACGCAUAAUACAGUAUAUAUGGGAUCCCGAGCCUAAGAAUGACGAGGAGCCUGGUUCGCCGAUCUGGUGUCUAGGAACACGCUACCCACCUCAAUGCGUCGAGGAAACAGCCGAUGAAUCUAGAAACCCCGACCAUGGGCAGCAACAGAACACGAACACGAGUGCACCUGGCUGGCCUGAAGCGUUUCUGCUGGACUUCGAGUCAAAGAUAUGGAUGACAUAUAGGUCAAAUUUCCCGCCGAUUCCCAAGGACGCUGGACAAGAGGGAAGCUUAUCACUGACCUUGGGCGUGCGGCUGAGAAGUCAACUCAUCGAUGCCCAGGGCUUCACAAGUGACACCGGAUGGGGGUGCAUGAUAAGAUCAGGCCAAAGCUUACUCGCUAACUCCAUGGCCAUCCUGUUACUGGGCCGUGACUGGCGAAGGGGCGAAAGACUAGAAGAAGAAGGGAAGCUACUCUCGCUAUUCGCCGACUCCCCUCAUGCCCCAUUCUCGAUACACAGUUUUGUCAAGCACGGAGCAGAUUUCUGCGGAAAGCAUCCAGGGGAAUGGUUUGGGCCAACUGCUACAGCUAGAUGCAUACAAGGCCUUGCAGCGAGAUACGACCAGUCGAAUCUCCAAGUUUAUAUUGCAGAUGACAACUCGGACGUUCAUCAGGACAAAUUUAUGAGUGUGUCCAGGGAUGAAAAAGGCACUGUUCGCCCGACGCUCAUACUGCUGGGUCUCAGACUUGGAAUCGACCGUAUCACUGCAGUAUACUGGAAUGGACUAAAAGCCGUGCUACAGCUGCCACAAUCCGUGGGGAUCGCGGGAGGACGUCCGUCAGCUUCCCAUUAUUUUGUAGCUGUCCAGGGUUCGCAUUUCUUCUACCUUGACCCACACAACACCCGCCCUGCUCUAAGAUACAGCGAAUCAGGGACGUACACGGAAGAUGAAGUCAAUACCUACCACACUCGUCGACUGAGAAGACUCAACAUCCAAGACAUGGACCCAAGCAUGCUCAUAGGAUUCCUAAUCAGAGAUGAGGACGAUUGGGAAGACUGGAAAGCUCGGAUUAUGUCCCUGGAAGGAAAACCCAUAAUAACAAUCCUAAGCGAAAGCGACGCCGCCUCCUGGAAAGGGCGAAGGGAAGCACUAGACGAAGUUGAGGCAUUUGAUGAUCUUGACGUCGCGUUGUAGUAAAUCAGUGAAGACGACCGCCCAGCCAGCAGUUGUACCUAGGAGUAUGAGUGCAAGGUACAAUAUACCCAGAUAGGCAA